Molecule: messenger RNA, 5852 nt
Organism: Procambarus clarkii (red swamp crayfish)
Lineage: Eukaryota; Metazoa; Arthropoda; Malacostraca; Decapoda; Cambaridae
Source: RefSeq, a predicted model, not a curated record
GAGUCUGGGGGGCCCGGGAGUCUGGGGGGCCCGGCAGUGUGGGAACCCCGGGGGAGCUUGUUUAGCAUCGGUCGUCAAGGAGAGAAAGAUCAGCUGUUCCUACCUAUUGUAUCUGAAUUUAUUUUAUAGACAUACAACAAGGACAUAUAUUGUAUUCUACAAGAGGGAGCGGCGGACAGAUAUGCUUGUGCUAAGAUGGGUGAUGAAAUAAAAAAUGAGCUCUCCAUCGAGAAGGCAUAGUAGAAAAACUAAUGAUCUGCUGUAAGAUCUCCAUUAGUGAAUGAUGGAGGGCAUGGAUAACACUGGGUUAUUGGGAGAUAGAGGGGAGGCAUUUUUUUUGGUGUAUCGAGGGAGCACAGAAGUAGAUCGACACUACUCCAAACCUAUGCUGCCAUGGAUCAUCUCUGAGAUCAAGAAUCGACAAAAAUCAAUUAAGGUGACGGUUGAAAUCAACAGAGGAAAUGUUACAAUUCGUGAAGUUUCGACAGGCAUUGUGAUAUUAAGCCACAUGGUUAAACAAAUACACAAAUGUGUUAUGGAACAGGCUGACCAUACUUGCUUCUUGUACACACUUAAGCCUGUGGAUAAGGAACACGGGUCAGUGUUUGGUGCAGCUGGAUAUGUGGCCGCAGCAGAUCCAUCACAGCUUAUUCCUGCCAAUGUUCCUGCAGACCAGAAUUAUCAGUGCCAUCUUCUGCAGGCUGCUAAUGAACAACAAGUUCGAAGUUUUUUCACUUGCUUACGUCAGCAGCCAAAAGAAGUACAGCAGUGUUCAGAGAACUCUUCAUUGUCAUCUUUGAAUUCUCUUCCUGAUCUCUAUGUUCAUAAUGAAUCACAGUUUUUUGAGGUACUGUUUGUUGGAAGAGUUAAAGUGUCUCAUGCUAAGGUGCCACAAAGUUUUAUUGAUGAAGCUUUAUCAGCAUUCAAAUUGAGAGAGAAGUCACGUCAACGUCAUGCAUCAGGAGAGGCUUCGUUGCCACAACCAAACAGUGCUGCAGUUACAUACCAGCAAGAAGGAAGUGGGGUGUCAGUUCCAAACAUCGUGUUCACAAGUUUGUCAAUUGACUCCGAUUCAGAAUUUCGAAGUCGCAGUAAUUCGAGGGACCUAGGUAAAAUAGAAUUGCCAGAUAAAGGGAAGCAAGAGCAAGACAAUCAAGAAGGCCAGAAGAAUUCUAAAGUGAAAUUUUCUCUGUGGUCAAGCACUGAACAGGCUCCAGAGUCUCCAGCUGAGAGUCCUAAUGUUAUAAAUGUACCACAAUCUGCGGACUUAUUUCUGCCAGCGUCUGCCCAGACCUGCUUACCUCCGCCUGUUGAUAUGGUACCUGUAACAAUUCACAGGUCCUCAAGUAUUUCAGGAGGAGAAUGUGAAAAGUCAACUUCUGAUAGUUCUGGAGAAAAGGCGGGAAAAGCCGAGAAUGAAGCAGGAAGAAAGGCAGAGCUGUCAAAUGUUGAACCCUUUAGGCAGCGUCUCAGGACAGUCAGCGGAGAUUCUAGUCAUAUAUUUCAUAAGUCAUCACACAAUCAGGAUCAGGGGAUGAGAACUCGCACAGGUUCCAUUGGCAGCAUGACACAGAGGAACCGCGGAUUACGUCCUUUUGAUAAUGAUCUGAAAAUGCUGAGCCAGGACUUCAACCGUACCAUGUUAUUCCACAUUGGCCGCAGUGAAAUCCAGUUGAUUAACCCAGAAAUGAAGUCAGUCCAGUUGAACAAAAACUUCAAAGAUAUUGCCCACUGUUGCCAGGGAGUUAAAAAUAAUGACCACUUUGGAUUUAUCUGUCGUGAGUUAAGUGGAGAAGCCCCUUGCUACCUUGGAUAUGUCUUUAAGUGUCAGAUGAGCUCAGUUACAGAUGAAAUUAUGCAAGCACUCAGCAAAGCAUUUGCAGCCAUCCAUGAAGCACAAAUUCGGGAACGUCAAGAGAAUCUUCUGUGCGAUCUAUGCCCAAUGAAGUGGUUCAGUCAGCUUUGUACAGAAGUUGAGGGCUUACCAGCUGCCAAAGCACACGUCACCAUUAAGAAGCGUUUAUCAUCUCUGCCCGAAGAAGAGAAAAGUAUUUUGAUAGCCAAGUAUGAAGGAGCAGAAACACCUGAUACACAGUUACAAAACAACAUUUUGAUGAUGCUCCUGAGAGCUCACUUUGAGAACAAGCAGGCCAUGCACUCUCACACAGCUCUUCCUGGUGGGGGUGUCAGGUUAGUUUUUCCUGAUAUUGCAUUACUAUGUAGCUUAGAGAUAAUUGACGAUAUCCUAAAGAAGUGUGAAGAAAAAGUAGUUAAAUUAGAAGAAGAAAAUGGAGCUCUCAGGAGUGAGUUUCACACUUACAAGGAAGUUUUCUACAGCAAGACCUUGAAAAGUUUAUGUUGUCGAGUUAAUAUUAUUUUGAUAUCCAGUUUACCUACACAAGUCAAAAUGUCAAGUUUCUCUGAUGUUCUGCACACACUUUUCUUCAGUUUCCUGAAAGUUGGCUACCCUAGUCCUAGAGGUCCAAGUGAAGAAGAGAGUGCUGGCACUGGAAAGCCUGAUAACACCUCCACCACCUCCUUCAGGCAUGCAAUUCUCCAAAGGGUCGUCUCUCCAUCAAAAAAUUCUGAAUCUUUGGGCCAGUUGGGAAGUCGCAGCCAUCAUGGUAACAACGACAAUAUUAUUGUUGAGAAAAGGUCCAAGGAACAAUUAAAAAUCAUUUGGAAGAAGGCUGUGUUCCAGCAAAUUCUUCUCCUUCGAUUUGAAAGAGAAAAUCAACGUCUAAGAGCUCUGCAGCAAGAAGUGGCUCUCCAGCGAGUGCGUCUAAAUUAUGAAGAGGAAGAAAUACCUGAAGAAGCUACACAAGCAUGGCAAAUGCUUGUCUCCAGGCCAAUGGCCAGAAUAGACUCAAGUAUCCUUCACAGUGGCAUUAAACAAGGUAUUCCAAAGGCAGUCCGCGGUGAGGCAUGGCAGCUGUUGAUGUACCAAUAUUUGGCACACAAUCCAAAACUUGAGCCACAGUUUCCCAGUUACAACCUUCCAUAUGAGAGUAUGAUCAAGGAGCUCACUUCACAGCACCAUGCCAUACUCAUCGACUUAGGUCGUACGUUUCCAACACAUCCAUACUACAUGCAGACACUUGGUCCUGGCCAGCUUGCCCUUUUCAAUUUACUGAAAGCUUAUUCAUUGUUGGAUAAGGAUGUUGGGUACUGCCAAGGUCUCAGCUUUGUUGGAGGUAUUCUCCUUCUUCAUGUGGAAGAAGAGGCAGCGUAUAAUCUGUUGAAGCAUCUGAUGUACGUAAUGGGAUGCAGACGUCAGUAUCGACCAGAUCUUAUUGGUCUUCAGGUACAGAUGUAUCAACUAUCACGACUGCUUCAUGACCAGCUUCGCAAGUUAUAUGACCACUUUGAGACCCAUGAAGUCACACCACAGCUCUUUGCUGCUCCCUGGUUCCUGACACUUUUUGCUUCACAGUUUCCUCUGACCUUUGUUUGCAGAGUAUUUGAUAUGCUGUUGAUGGAAGGUAUGGAGGCAGUGUUUCGUGUAGCUCUUGUGCUCCUCAGGGUACAUGAAGAAGCCCUACUGGCUUGUGAGUCAUUUGAACAACUCAUGGACUUCAUGAAAACAUCCAUGUCCAAUCUUAAUGUCCAACAGACAGGAAACAUAAUUGCUCAGGCAUGUGAGUGUACACUGAAGCAGGAGCUGCAAGCCUAUGAAGUAGAAUAUCAUGUACUGCAAGAGGAACUUGCUCUUUCACCUCAAAAUCAUACAGACUUCCAGAAAAUGAAAGAAGCAAACAAGAAUCUCAAGCGACAAAAUUUAGAUCUAUUGGAGCAGCUUCAUCAUUCAAAUUCACAUCAACAUGCCCUUGAAACUUCCAAUCAGAGCUUACAGCAGAGUCAGCAUCAUUUAGAAGUAAGAGUUCGAUGGUUGGAAUUGGAACGUGGUAAUCUCAAACACCUUGUCGAUUUGUUAGCACAGAAAGUACCACCGGAGAGCCUGUCUGGCAUCCCUCCUAACCUGCAGCGUUUUCUACCUAUUAAUAGUAAGAAGGCAGCAGAUGACAGCGAAAAAGACGAUACAAAAGAAACCGACGAUAUAUCUUCGUCCCUUCCGUCUCCAAGCCCUAGCAACCACCAACACCAGCAGCAUGCUCACACUAGCCCCAGGGCAGUUUCAAUGGAUUAUAGUAUAAUGCAACGUUAUAUUAAGAACCUUGUUGGUAAUGACUAAAAGUUCAUACAGGUGUAUAUUUUUUUUUUAAGUAGAUUAAGUUUGUUCCUGUGAAUACAAUUUCUUGCUUAGUAAAGUGGGAUACUUGUUUAAAGACUUUUAAUUUAUGCAAUGGUGCUGUAAUUGAUGGUAAAAGAAAUUAUAUGUAGAAGCUACCUCUAUUGGUAAUAUGCUGAUAACUUUAUUAAAAAAUAUAAUGUGCCAGGUUUUUAGCUUUUGAGUAGGCCCCCAUCAGUAGCUCCCUAGCAUUAGGCGUUGUCACACCAGAGCCGUGACAAACACACGAGGCGUCUGUGACAGUCUUGGCUCACUGGGAGCAAGUGCCAUUUCACACCAAUUUUUCCCUACACACUUAUAAAAGAUUACUGGACUCCUGAGGUAAACCACUCUUAAAAUGGCCCAUAAAACACCCCAACACUUCCUCUUAAAUUGUUUAGUAAUUAGCUAUCAAACAAGUUCUGGAAACCAUCGCAUCACCUCUCCAGCUUGACAGCAGGUGGCUGCUAGAUCCCCUUAGGGCUCUGGUAAUUUGGCCCCAUUAUAUCCUGGCUGACAGACUAUCCUCUUCUGUCAAAACCAGAUUUCUGAACUAAUUGACCAGCUAUUCUUUUGAACUUUACUCAUAGUAUAUUUGCUGGUUACAAGCAGUGUCUCGUGUAUUCCAUCUGCUGUGGCUAAGUUCAGGAUACCCUUUUCUAUGUUAUUAUCACUGAGUGUCCAGACUUUAGUACCCUGAGUACUACUGUACCUUUAUUAGUAGCCAUGAGAGCAACUGACAGGGUCCUCCCAGAAGUCAAGCAUUGAAUAUAAUGAAAUGCCCUUUUCUUAUUAGACUUCAGUAGCUUUCCCUGUUCCCACUGUGACUCCUCCUUCCCCUUGGGUUGUCUGGGGUUUAAUUCUGGCAUCUGGUGUUGGGUGGGUGGCUGGCUAGUGCCUAGAGUGGCUUUGGCUGCCAUUUAGUGGUGGUCAGGCAAUUUAAAGUUAGGGUUCUUCACUCAUUAUAAUGGUAAUUUCCUUUUUCACUUCAUCUUGAAUUUCUGUCUACAAAGCAGUAGCUUGCUUUUUCAUCUAAUAUCUCUGGCGAGUUUUCCUUAGUUUGAAGUAGAUCUUUGAUUCACAAGGUUUCCUUGCCUCGUAGAGAGAGCUAGACUCUCUUCUUGAUUCCUGGUGCACAUCUCAAGGCUUGGUUACAACAGAUCAAAAACUAAGGAAAGCUAUACAUGGCCCACCAGAAGAGCUUAUUUCAUUACACUCUGCACUUAAUGUUUGGGCAAGGGGGGUUUUCUCCUCAAUGUGGAUUGAUCUCUAAUCCUCACAUGCUUUCCUGCUUCUGUAAAUGAGAAGGUAUCUAACACUUACUGCCAGGAGGUAAAGAUAGUGGUAGAUGUCUGUGUAAUGGUCUUGGCCCUGGGAGUGCCAGUUCUUAAGAUGUGGUCAGCCACUCACGAGCCCCAUAAAAAGGGCAUAUAAUUAUGCUCAAUGCUCUAUAUUUUACUCUGAUUUUCUCAUGUGUUACCAAGACAUAACAAUUGUUGUAGUUAUUUACUCAUACCCUUAGAAAAUAUUGUUUGAUUUCUAACUAAUUCCAUUUAUAUUACAUACAUGAAAUAUAAAUAAAUAUAUAAAUAUAUAUAUAUAUAUAUAUAUAUAUAUAUAUAUA